Molecule: messenger RNA, 2226 nt
Organism: Lates calcarifer (barramundi perch)
Lineage: Eukaryota; Metazoa; Chordata; Actinopteri; Centropomidae
Gene: ada
Product: adenosine deaminase
Exons: 11
Coding region: 107-1285 (392 amino acids)
Biological process (GO): purine ribonucleoside monophosphate biosynthetic process; adenosine catabolic process; hypoxanthine salvage
Cellular component (GO): cytosol; external side of plasma membrane
Molecular function (GO): adenosine deaminase activity
Source: RefSeq, a predicted model, not a curated record
CACAGCCCCGCUGCUCUGCACAUCCUUACAGACUCUCUGAUAGCUGUUCAGCAGCACUUUGCGGUGGGUUCUCGCCGUUGCGUGAACAAAGGCGUGUCCCUGAGUCAUGCAUAUAAUAGCCAGACGAGCUGCGAUAAGCAUUGGCUCUCCAGUCCUCAGCUCUCUGUGCACCAGCAGACUCACCGGCAGCCGCAGGCUCUGUACGAUGGCCGAACAAGUGGUAUUCAACAAGCCAAAGGUUGAGCUGCAUGUGCACCUCGACGGCGCCAUCAGGGUGCAGACUAUUGUUGAUGUUGCUAAGAGACGCGGCAUCAGUCUGCCAGCAAAUACAGUGGAGGAGAUGACAUCGUUAAUAAUUGUCAAAGAGCCAGCCACCCUCACUAAGUUCCUGGGCAAGUUCGCUGAGUACAUGCAUGUGGUUGCUGGAGACAGAGAGGCCAUAAAGAGGAUAGCGUUUGAGUUUGUUGAGGACAAAGCGAAGGAGGGAGUGAUUUAUGUCGAGGUUAGAUACAGCCCACAUUUCCUGGCUAACACACAAGUGGAUCCCAUACCGUGGAACCAGGAAGAAGGUGACCUGAGUCCGGAUGAGGUGGUGCGCUUGGUUAAUGAGGGCCUCAAGGAGGGGGAGAGGGCCUUCAACAUCACAGCCAGGUCCAUUCUAUGCUGCAUGCGCCACAUGCCAAGCUGGUCCAUGGACGUUGUUGAGCUGUGUAAGAAAUAUCGGCACGAGGGAGUGGUCGCCAUCGAUCUGGCAGGUGAUGAGUCACUCAACUGUGAAGCCAAUUCAGAGCACAGACAGGCCUAUGAGGAAGCAGAGCGUUGUGGGAUCCACAGAACAGUCCACGCAGGAGAGGUUGGUCCGCCGACAGUGGUGAAGGAGGCCGUGGAAGUGCUGAAAGCUGAACGUGUUGGACAUGGUUACAGAACCCUGGAAGACCAAGUCCUGUACAAAAAUCUGCUGGCUCAAGACAUGCACUUUGAGGUGUGUCCUAUUUCCAGUAAGCUGACAGGUGCCUGUAACUCAGACUUCACCAAGCAUCCUGUCAUCACGUUCAGGAAGGACAAAGCUAACUACUCCCUGAACACCGAUGACCCUCUGAUCUUCAACUCAAGCCUGCACGACGACUACAGCAUCGCACACCAGUUCAUGGGGUUCACCGAGGAGGAAUUCAAACGACUGAACAUCAAGUCUGCAGAGUCGAGCUUCCUGCCUGAGGAGGAGAAGAGGGAGCUCCUCGACAAACUGUAUGAGGCCUAUGAGAUGAAACAGAGUACCGCCUUUUAAAACCUGUUGAGAAACUCUGAGGAGAGAACGUGACCUAACCCAGGGACAAAUCGCUCCGAACCCUUAAUCUCUCCACCUGACACAGGAGAAUGUGUUUUUACUUAUUUGUAACUAGAUAUAAAGUCUGUUUAUCUUACGGCUGCUGCCUUCACCUCACAUGUCCAUACAUCAUUAGCAUGAGGGCUUCUACUUUGUCUGUAUUCCAACUAAGCACUUACACACUGUUAAUAAUUUCGUUUACAGGACAGUUCUGGAGGAUGUCAUGGUGCUCUGCAAAGUGCAAGAAAGUGUUAUUCAUUUAUGAAACAAACCCUUUUUAUAUCAAAACCUUGUGUUUACAUCCUGUUGUCAUAAAGAAAAUCAGGGAAAUAUUAACGCACAAUUCUUAAACACUCAUGAGUAACAGUUAUAGCAGUUGGUCAGCGUGUAAGGGAAGGAUAGUGGAGGUUAUUUAUCAUUUAUCUCUGUCAUAGCUAAAACAUUAUGUUGUAGUAUCCUCAUUUGUGGUAGUGGGUGAAGCAUGUGAUGAAAGAUAUGUGAAAGCAGUAUAUACACUAUGAACUCACUAUCUGUAAGGGGAAAUGUGGUUUACUGUGAAUAUUGUUUGGUUUAAGGUUGAAGUAAGGGAAUCCAGUGUUAGAAACACAAGCACUUUUUGCCCACCACAUAGAAAACUGCAGGACACAUCAGGUAAAAACAGCUCAAUACCAAAAGUCUAGUCUUAUAUUUGAUCACUAGGUGGCACACUACUGUCACCCAGAUGGACAAACCACUGACGACUGAAUGUGGUUUUCCAUUUGAUCAUUUCUCUCUCAUUUCUUUUGAUGUAAAUAUAUUUUUUAAAAUAUUUUUUUCAUGUCUCUAAAUGAAAAAUCAAUUCCAUUUAUAACUGCCACAUUUCGCACUUAUGAAAAACAUAAUAAAAGUUAUUAUGAAAUGUU